UACAGAGGUACCUAGCAGCUACCUCAUCUCCCCUGUCGUCAGGACAGCAGGCGGGCCAAACUGGCGACCUCUUGACCUCUUAACGCGACCGCCCUGGGUACUUCACCCAGAUAGCCCAAACAAACAACAAAUCCCCUCUCAGCAUUUUUCUGACCGGUGUCCUCAUAACCGACCAGACUCGUUUCCUCGUUGCUGAGCGCCAACCACACAGUCCAGAGACGACAACGCCGCUUGCGCCCAAGAUUAUCCCGGCAAACAUGCCCGACCUCAACUCCAUCCUGCCCUCUCCCCGUGCCAUGGCUGCGUCCCGCCAGGCCUCAUCCUCCAACCAGAAUCGUCGCUCGUACACCUCGUCUACUGCUCCAGCACCCAUCUCGCCUUCGCUGAACAUUUUGCCUUCGAAUCAGCAGGCUUUUCACCGGGCGUCCUCGGGUUCUUCGCUCCCGUCACCGCCCCUAUCGGGAGUUCCCCUGAUGCACCCGCCUUCAGCUCCGGGCCAGGAUAACACUGGCGUUGGUGCCGGCCCAGGACCCUUACGACACCCGCGUCCGUUGACGGCUGCGGAGCUGCAUUCUCAGUUAGAGCAGGAGCAGGAGUUAUUGGUAAACCGCCUGACCCGCGAUUUGACCAUACUUCGAGCCGCGCAGAACUCCUCAGUGGUCUCCAAUGCCUCGUCGACCAGCGCGUCCACCUCCGCCGAUCAGACCCACCCGUCGUCGUUCACCGACACUCAUCUCCUUUCCGGCCCAGGAUUCCCUAUCCCAACAACGAGUGCUGAUCGUCGACACCACCGGACCAGCUCGAGUACAAGUACGCGCAGCUUGAACCAAUCUGCCGGGGCUACCCAAGGCUCUACGCCCGCACCGAUACCAAUUCCCCAACCCCACUCUGGAAGUGCUGCUUCGGUCCUCGAGGCAGCCAGAAAUCCCCGAGGCGCACCCGGGAUGAGCAGGCAGAACAGUGCGGCGUCGCGCCGGAGCGGAAGUCGGAACCACUCGCCGCACCCCUACCACAUCUCCACGAGUUUCGGGUCUUCGUAUACUCCGUCGCACGGCUUUCCUCACGACAACGGGUCGAGCUAUUUCCCGCGCAGUUCUAUCUCGUCUAGCACCAGCGUAGCGGCCACACCCGGAUCCGAGCUCUCGCCUGGGCUCAUGCCAGCAACUUUGCGCUACGAAGAGACGGCUCACUACCGGCACGAGUUGGAGACGGCCAAGCGUGAGAACGAGGUGCUCAAGAGACGCAUCAAAGAGCUAGAAAGGGCACUGCGCGAUCGUCGACAGAGCGACGCCAGCCGCGCUAGCGGCGGAAGAGACCGGAGCGGGAGCACUAGCACGACAGCGAGCAUGAGCGUGAGCGGCGCAACCGGGGUUGGCGGUACCAUCGGGGGCGGCACAAGCAUUGCCGGAGACCGGAGAGGCGAGCGGAGAGCUAUGGACCGGGCCACGAGCAACUUGAGCAUCAGCGGCAGUAUUGCGGCCGGCGUGCCCGAAGAUGAGGUUAGAGUGGGUGAGAGCGCUGCGAGCGCGGGUCUGCUAGCAGGAGGCGAGCAGGCUCAGGGGCCGAAGUAAGAGCCACCGGAUACGUCAGGCCGGUUGGCAGUAGACGUGCGGCAGGUCAUCUUGGCAGUGUUUUCGUUUUCUUCGGCCUUGAACGAGGUACGGCGGUGCCUUUCCCACGCCAUUAUCGGCGUUGAGGGCCAAGAGUGCACGA
Molecule: messenger RNA, 1713 nt
Organism: Durotheca rogersii
Lineage: Eukaryota; Fungi; Ascomycota; Sordariomycetes; Xylariales; Xylariaceae
Exons: 4
Coding region: 258-1571 (437 amino acids)
Source: RefSeq, a predicted model, not a curated record